Messenger RNA from Erinaceus europaeus (western European hedgehog), 4388 nucleotides. RefSeq names its product zinc finger protein 280D (gene ZNF280D). Gene Ontology annotation, molecular function: DNA-binding transcription factor activity, RNA polymerase II-specific; RNA polymerase II cis-regulatory region sequence-specific DNA binding. The record is from RefSeq and is a predicted model, not a curated record. Gene Ontology annotation, biological process: regulation of DNA-templated transcription. NCBI's taxonomy places the organism in Eukaryota, Metazoa, Chordata, Mammalia, Eulipotyphla, Erinaceidae.
UGCUGCUGCUGCCCGGGCCGCGCCGGACGGCCGCUCCGCUCGGCUCACGCUGAUCAUAUCUGCUGUUGAGGUUGCCAGCUUUUUGGCUAGGAAUGCAACUCUUCAUUUUAUGCAAGGAAACUGACAUAACUUGCUGCCUUGCCUGAAAUUACAUGAUUGAGAAAUGGCGGAGCUCUUCAUGGAAUGUGAAGAAGAAGAGCUGGAGCCGUGGCAGAAGAAAGUCAAAGAAGUCGAAGACGACGACGACGAUGAGCCCAUAUUUGUUGGAGAAAUUGCAAGUUCAAAACCAGCAAUUUCAAAUAUUUUGAACAGAGUAAAUCCCAGCUCCUACUCGAGGGGAGUAAAGAAUGGCGCACUGAGUCGAGGUAUUACUGCUGCAUUCAAGCCUACAAGUCAGCACUACACGAACCCAACAUCAAAUCCUGUGACUGCCUCGCCAGUAAAUUUUCAUCCUGAAUCUAGAUCGUCAGAUAGUUCUGUUAUUGUUCAGCCUUUGUCUAAACCUGGCUUUGUAAUGAACUCAUCACGAGUUGUAUCUAGUAAUUCUUCAGAGUUACUGUUUGACUUGACCCAAGAUACAGGAUUAUCUCAUUACCAAGGGGGAACAACUCUUUCUAUAACAGGUGUGAGUGAAAAUCCAUUUCUGUCAAAACGUCCUUCUGCUUCAGAAGUUAACAUUGUUAGUUCCAAAAAGCCUAAACCUAGUGAAGGUGAUGCUGGCACAAAUGCCUUACCUAUAUUUCCUACAGUUCAGUGUCCUCCUAUGACCCCCCCGCUGGUCAUGCCAUCACAAGGUGCAAAUACUUCAUCAAAUCAAUCCAAAAAUGGAACACCUUUUCCAAGAGCCUGUCCAAAAUGUAACAUUCAUUUCAAUCUUUUGGAUCCUUUGAAAAAUCACAUGAAGUACUGUUGUCCAGAUAUGAUAAAUAACUUUUUGGGACUGAAUAACACAGAGUUCAGUUUAGAAAAUACAAAUAUGACUGUUGAUUCAGAGAAAGGAAAAUUGAUCAUGUUAGUGAGUGACUUUUACUACGGCAAGUGCGAAGGAGAUGCCCAGGAAGAGCAGAAGACUCACACGACUUUUAAGUGCUUCAGUUGCUUGAAAAUCCUUAAAAAUAAUAUUCGGUUUAUGAACCACAUGAAGCACCAUUUGGAACUGGAGAAGCAGAGCAGCGAGAGCUGGGAAAACCACACCACCUGUCAGCACUGCUACCGCCAGUUCCCCACGCCGUUCCAGCUGCAGUGCCACAUUGAGAGCACGCACACCCCACAUGACUUUUCCACCAUCUGCAAAAUCUGUGAAUUAUCCUUUGAAACAGAGCAUAUUCUUUUGCAACAUAUGAAGGACAAUCAUAAGCCCGGUGAAAUGCCAUACAUUUGCCAGGUUUGCAGUUAUAGGUCUUCAGCAUUUUCUGAUGUGGAAAGUCAUUUUAGAGCAUCCCAUGAGAACACCAAGAACUUGCAGUGUCCCUUCUGUCUCAAAGUCAUUAAGAUCGCCACGCCUUACAUGCACCACUACAUGAAGCACCAGAAAAAAGGAAUACAUCGCUGUACAAAAUGCAGGCUGCAGUUUUUGACAUGCAAAGAGAAAAUGGAUCAUAAGACUCAGCAUCAUCGAACAUUUAUCAAGCCCAAGCAACUAGAAGGGUUGCCUCCUGGAACAAAAGUCACAAUUCGAGCUUCAGUUGGGCCUGUUCAGUCAGGAUCUUCAGCUACACCUUCCGUCUGUGCCAGCACGUCCACCCUUCAGCUUUCACCUCAGACGAAGAUCGUUGCCACCAAAAAUCCCACUAAAGUCAAUAUGAGUAAACCUGACAUGACUAAACCCAGUGCAAGUAAGCCCAGUGCAAGUAAACCUGGUGAGAACAAGCCCAAAGGCAAAUCCAAAGGCUCUCAUGUGCAAAAGAAACUAAGCACACUGGCAAAUAGCAGUAAGAAAAGUAAAGUCAAUACAGCAUUGAGGAACUUAAGGUCUCGUCCAGGAACCCAUAAGUGUAUUGAAUGCUGUUCAGAAGUCAAAGAUUUUUCAAAUCAUUUUCCUACAUAUGUCCACUGCAGUUUCUGCAGAUAUAACACUAGCUGUAGCAAAGCCUACGUAAAUCAUAUGAUGAGCUUUCAUAGUAACCACCCAAGUAAAAGAUUUUGUAUUUUUAAGAAGCACUCAGAAAAUCUCAGGGGCAUUACUCUAGUGUGCCUUGAUUGUGAUUUCGUAAGUGAUGUUUCUGGCUUAGAUAACAUGGCUACACACUUAAGUCAACAUGAAACGCAUACAUGCCAAAUUAUACUAGACAAAGUUUCUGUUUGUAUCCCAACUUCUGAACAUCUUUCUGAAUUUAAAAAUGGGGACCCCAGUAAGGAACAAGAACCUGUUUCUGAGGGAAUUACAAGGCCUAAUACUCCUGAAGGAGAAACAGAAGCAUCAAAUUCUGACAGUAAGCAAGAUAGAGCUUCUUCAGAGAAAGAAAAAACUGAAUGUGCUGCAGAUUCACUAGAUGACUCGACAAAAAGUCAAGAAAACCUGACAGUUUCGGAGAAGAAAAAUGACACCUGUCUUGACGACCAGGCAGCCGGCCCAGAGGGCACCAUCAGUAGUGAUCCUAGCACCAGUACAGAUGAGGUGGAAAAGGACAAACAAAUAGAGCACUUUUGUCAGGAAAGGGAAUCAGAAACAUGCCACAGUCCAGAAAACACCAUGUCGAGUACUCAGGCUGAAGACCCCAGCUCCAGUGGCGAAGCAGCGGUGCCUUCAGAGAUCAUCAGCGACCUGCAGUUCACAUGCGGUAAUGGCGGUGGUGAUGCCAGCUUCAAUCAGUUUUUGAAGAAAACAGAUGAACCUGGACCUGGAAGUUCUGAUGCCAGCGAGCAGGACAAUGUCCACUUGGAACCUUUGACCCCAUCAGAGGAGCUCGAGUAUGAAGCCACAGAGAUCCUUCAGAAGGAGGAGGGGUUCCCCUCAGUCACAACUAGUAAGGGCAUGCCUGAUCAGACAAAGGCCGGGCCCGCAGAAGCCAGCCCCAGCGCUCCAGAGGACAAGGUAGAUAAAGCAGGGGAACAAGAAAGAAGCUGAGAUCAGUCGCCCCGAGUUUUAGCAUCCCAACUCAGAGUGUUUAGAACAGCGCUGUCAGGCGAGCUCAGUGGUGCUGUAGGGCUCAGAAAGAGAACAGUGUGAGGGAUGCUCCUAGCGCUUGGCCUGUAUGCGCAGGCUGGCUUAGAAGAAAAAGCAAAAAGCCCACCAACAGUAGCACGACACUUGCAGCUUUCUAAGAAGGUUAAGAAAAAUGAAUAGGGUUUUCAUGAAAGUAAAGUCUGCGAUGAAAAAAAUCCCAUUAAGCGCUUUCCAAGGACCUAGAGCUCUGUUGCCAUGUGAACCACUUAUUAGAAUUUUAGGCGUAUUAAUAAAGCUUUUGAAACUUCUGUCAACCUAAGGUAAAGAUCCUUGUUGCUUCUCUCUCCUUUAUCAUUAAAGGAGCAGAGAGGACACCACAUACCUUUUGGGAAUAACUCAUUUAAAAUAAUGGCAGAUUUGGCAUUGUUAAUGAGAUUUUUAUAUUUAUUAUGAUACUGUUAAAUGGAGCAUGUUGAGAGUGCUAAAAGUAAUUGAUCCAAUGAGAAUUUGAAUGAACAAAACUUAAUUUUGGAUUUCAUGUAACACUCCAGACAGUCCGAGCAUGUAAACAGAAUAUUCAGAUUUUUGGACCUCCAUACAAGUGUUAGCCUGCCAGGCUGUAAGCUUCCCUUAAUUAAAACUUUCAGUGAAAGUGAAAUUAUUAAAAUAUAAAUUUAUAUUUGUGCUUUUUGUCAGUUUGUAAGCUGUGCAGAAAUUUGUUGAUAUACUUAGCUGUACAAAGUAGAAGCCCCACUGUUAAUAUUGCUGUAGUUAUUUUUGCUCUUAAUAUUAUUUUAAUGGUCAUCUUUAGAAAUAGACCCAUAAAAAAUGGUCUGGAAACCAAACCAAAGUAUGUUAUGAUGUAGAUACUGUAAAGCAGUUAACUAAAAAACAUGCCCUGAGCGAAUUCAGCCAUGUGUAAGUGACUCUUCUCUUUCGCUGUAAAAUAGAAAUUUAACAUGGGACCGAAAGCUGUAAUGGAACACUUGGUUUGAGGACAGUUCGCCUAAUUUAUCCAAAAACUGGCUGCUAAAUUGAUUUGUCAGUUGUUUUUUUAAUCACCUAGGAUAAAAUGUAGAGCUAAGUAAUAUGAAUAACAAUUGUUUGCUUUUAAAAACUAAAAUUUUUAUUUAACAUGCUACAUUUCUACUUAAAAUGUGCUUUUAGUUAUUAAAUUUUGUUUCACUGUAUGUUAAAUGUUUAAAUAGCAAUGAAAAUACUGCUGUACAUAAUAGUUUUUGAGUACAUAUUUGCAAUAAAAAUCUGUCCUUGAAUGAUUGCA